Messenger RNA from Mytilinidion resinicola, 345 nucleotides. RefSeq lists its product as uncharacterized. The record is from RefSeq and is a predicted model, not a curated record. The coding region runs from base 1 to 345 and encodes 114 amino acids. Lineage: Eukaryota; Fungi; Ascomycota; Dothideomycetes; Mytilinidiales; Mytilinidiaceae. The transcript has a single exon.
AUGCCCAUGAUGGGACAAAACAUGAUCCCGGCCGCAAUAAGUGGAAGCUAUCCUUCUACAAGCAGACUCUACUCCGCCUCCGGCAAAAACAUCAACUCCAAGCGCUGUUUCCGACUCUUCGACCUGCCGCGCGAGCUGCGCGACAUGAUCUACGAGUGUGUCCUACCCGACCGGGGCUACGAAUGCGAUCCAUUCUUCUUCAAAUCUAACGUCUUUUACGAUAGUCCGUUUAAGCACCCCACCAAAUUCCUUCCAAGAAUCUGCUUCGCCAACCAACAGAUUAAACACGAAACCACGGCUGUCUUCCCCAAACUAUACCGGUUUGACACAUAUGAGGGCAAAUAA